This is a messenger RNA of Merops nubicus (carmine bee-eater), 2723 nucleotides long. It is a transcript of the gene EML4, whose product is annotated as echinoderm microtubule associated protein like 4. Gene Ontology annotation, biological process: microtubule cytoskeleton organization. Lineage: Eukaryota; Metazoa; Chordata; Aves; Coraciiformes; Meropidae. The transcript is spliced from 18 exons. The record is from RefSeq and is a predicted model, not a curated record. Gene Ontology annotation, molecular function: microtubule binding. Gene Ontology annotation, cellular component: mitotic spindle. The coding region runs from base 1 to 2481 and encodes 826 amino acids.
AUGACAGCCAACAAGGGGUCCCAGUGUGAUAUGCUGGAGGGCAGAGCUGACAACCAAAGAAUACCUGGGCAAGCUGGAGGGAUGGGCCUGCAGGAACCUUGCCAAAUUAAUCAAGGACAAAUGCCAGGUUCUUCACCUACUAGAAAGAAGAGUCCUUGGCAGGGGUUCAGGCUGCAGACAAGAGGAGCUGCAGAGAGGUACUGCGAAAGCCUUUCAACAGAGGGAGAAUACAUCAAGAUGUUCAUGCGAGGUCGACCAAUCACAAUGUUCAUUCCUUCUGAUGUAGAAAACUAUGAUGAUAUUAGGACAGAGCUGCCUCCUGAAAAGUUAAAACUGGAGUGGGUGUAUGGGUAUCGUGGAAGAGACUGUCGAGCCAAUGUUUACCUCCUUCCUACAGGAGAAAUUGUCUAUUUUAUAGCAUCAGUGGUGGUACUGUUUAACUAUGAGGAGAGAACCCAGCGACACUACUUGGGUCACACAGACUGCGUUAAAUGUCUUGCAGUUCAUCCAGACAAAAUUAGAAUUGCAACAGGACAGUUAGCUGGAGUGGAUAAAGAUGGAAGGCCUCUGCAGCCCCAUGUUAGAGUGUGGGACUCGGUGAGCCUGGUGACACUGCAGGUCAUCGGCCUUGGGACUUUUGAGCGUGGAGUGGGGUGCUUGGACUUUUCGAAAGCGGAUUCUGGUACUCAUUUAUGUGUAAUUGAUGACUCUAAUGAGCAUAUGCUCACUGUAUGGGAUUGGCAGAGGAAAUCCAAAAUAGCAGAAAUAAAGACUACAAAUGAAGUUGUUCUUGCUGUAGAAUUCCAUCCAACUGAUGCAAAUACCAUAAUAACAUGUGGUAAAUCUCAUAUUUUUUUCUGGACCUGGAGUGGUAAUUCAUUAUCAAGGAAGCAAGGGAUAUUUGGGAAAUAUGAAAAACCCAAAUUUGUUCAGUGUUUGGCUUUUUUGGGAAAUGGUGAUGUGGUGACUGGAGACUCAGGUGGGAUAAUACUUAUAUGGGGCAAAACUACUGUAGAAUCUACUCCAGGAAAAGGACCUAAAGGAGUCUAUCAGAUAAGCAGACAGAUCAAAGCUCACGAUGGCAGCGUGUUCACACUCUGUCAGAUGAGGAAUGGGAUGCUGCUGACUGGAGGUGGGAAAGACCGAAAGAUCAUUCUGUGGGAUCACGAUCUGAAUCCUGAAAGGGAAAUUGAGGUUCCUGACCAGUAUGGAACAAUCAGAGCAGUAGCAGAAGGAAAAGCAGAUCAAUUUUUAGUGGGUACUUCACGAAACUUUGUUUUGCGAGGAACUUUUAACGAUGGUUUUGUAGUAGAGGUCCAGGGUCAUACAGAUGAACUCUGGGGACUAGCAUCCCAUCCCUUCAAAGACUUAUUUUUAACGUGUGCCCAAGAUAGGCAAGUUUGCAUGUGGAACUCUGUGGACCACACACUGGAAUGGACCAGGCUGCUAGAUGAGCCAGGGCACUGUGCUGACUUCCAUCCCAGUGGAGCAGUGGUCGCAAUAGGAACGCACUCGGGCAGGUGGUUUGUUUUGGAUGCUGAAACGAGAGAUCUGGUUUCAAUACACACUGAUGGCAAUGAGCAGCUCUCAGUGAUGCGCUACUCAGUAGAUGGCACCUUACUUGCAGUUGGAUCCCAUGACAACUUUAUUUACCUCUAUGUGGUAACAGAAAAUGGAAGAAAAUAUAGCAGAUAUGGAAAAUGCACUGGACAUUCCAGCUAUAUUACACACCUUGACUGGUCCCCAGACAACAAGUAUAUAAUGUCAAACUCAGGAGACUAUGAAAUACUAUACUGGGACAUUCCAAGUGGCUGUAAGCUAAUCAGGAAUCGUUCUGACUGUAAGGAUAUAGAUUGGACAACAUACACUUGUGUGCUAGGCUUCCAAGUGUUUGGAGUUUGGCCUGAAGGCUCAGAUGGAACAGACAUAAAUGCCCUGGUCAGAUCCCACAACCGAAAAGUGAUAGCGGUUGCUGAUGAUUUUUGUAAGGUCCAUCUCUUUCAGUACCCCUGUUCUAAGCCAAAGGCUCCAAGUCACAAGUACAGUGCUCACAGCAGCCAUGUGACAAACGUCAGCUUCACCCGUAGCGACGGCCACUUGAUUUCAACUGGAGGGAAAGACAUGAGUAUUAUUCAGUGGAAACUUGUGGAGAAGAUAACCCUGCCACAAAAUGACAUUGGUGUCGACGUCGGCGCGCCCAGAGCGCCCCUCCCUGCCAGUGAAAACAGUGUACAGCCUCCUGCCCCUCUCCCACAGCCCUUCAGUGAAACGAACCAAAACGAAAGCGUCACUGGCAGCUCUCCGGCUUCUUUGGAGAGCAACUUGGAGCAGUCUGCAGAGGAGCAGAGCGAGGAGCAGAGCGAGGGGAGCAGCCUGGAUCCUGCCGAGCCGGGCUAUGAGGAGCCUUCCCACGAGCUGAGUGAGGAGCACAGUGGAUCCACGCUCACUGAGGAGCACCAAGAGGACUCCCCCGUGUCUUAACGCCCCCAGCGCGGGCGGGUGUGACCUUCCCGUGGCGCGCGUGCUUUCGUUACAGGGUGAGGGUUCAGACAGGGAGAGGUAGCUGAGAUUCAUGACCACUCCAGCUUUUGAGUUGCAGUGAGAUUUUUUUUUUAGUUUGAGCUUCAGUUCAACGUGUGGAACCGUCCCAAGGGCCUGGCUUGGUAGUCUGUGUCAAGAUCUGGUUGCAGUUAGUAGUAGACAUUACCGUAGAUCCAUUUCAG